Messenger RNA from Chenopodium quinoa (quinoa), 1122 nucleotides. RefSeq lists its product as uncharacterized. The record is from RefSeq and is a predicted model, not a curated record. Bases 1 to 1122 code for a protein of 373 amino acids. NCBI's taxonomy places the organism in Eukaryota, Viridiplantae, Streptophyta, Magnoliopsida, Caryophyllales, Amaranthaceae. The transcript has a single exon. Gene Ontology annotation, molecular function: RNA-DNA hybrid ribonuclease activity; nucleic acid binding.
AUGGAAUUGCUAGUGGAAAAUAAUGAGGAUAUCCUAUACAGGAACUCUCACCCUUCUGGAAACUAUUCUGUUAAGACGGGGUAUGCUUUUUUAAUUAAUAGCUCUUCUUUGGAACAGGUUGCAGAUCAAGAUUACAAAUUCUUUAAGCUCAUUUGUAGUUUAAAUAUUCCCCCUAAAUGGAGCCUUUUCUUAUGGAAAUUGGUUAUGAAUGGAUUGGCUGUCAGGUCAAACUUGAUACGGAGGGGGGUGGAUAUUGAAGGGGCCUGUGUUUCGUGUGGAAUGAUGGAUGAAGACUUGCAGCACCUUUUUAGGUUCUGCUCUUUUGCGAGGUAUGCAUGGAAUAAUAGUUCUUUGCAUAUUCUCACUGAAAUUAAUGAAUCUACCUCUUUGAGACACUGGAUUCAACAUUAUAUCCUGCUUUUUAAUAGCGAGGAUGGGAAACGAAGUGAACGCCUACAAGCCGUUGUGGGAGUUCUGUGGAGUCUAUGGCUAACCAAAAAUGGUAGAGUUUUUCGAAAUGAAAGGGGGUAUGUGGCAGACUACUUCAGACACUUGAGUCAAACUAUGAAUAGUCUUGAAUCUUUUCUUAAGCCAGAUAGUCGUCCUAAGGAGCACUCUCGACAUUUAGCUAGUAAUGGGGAUCAACCGCCAGGUUACUGUAGGGUGAACAUUGGUAGGAGAGGGGACCUCCCUACUACACCAAUGCAAGGAGACAAUGCAGUGAUACUUAAGGUGGAUGGGUCAUGGGACAAAACCACGGGACAUGCUGGUUUUGGAUGGGCUUAUUCUCUUGAUGCGGUCAAUUUUUGGGAUGCGGGAGGGGAGUACGGCACUAUGUCGGCCUUGCAUGCGGAACUGACGGCUUGCUUAAAAGCCAUCAGUUGGGCAAAGACGAAAGGCUACCAAUGCAUUACAAUUUGUACAGAUUCAUUUUCUAUUGUCCAAAUGCUGAGGUCGCCUAAUAGAAGGGAAGUGAGACUCUUAUGGACUUUACAAGAACUUCUCAAAGUGGGAGGUUCUUUUGACAUGUGCACUUUAUGGAAAGUCGGGAGGGAUCAAAUCUCCCAAGCGCACUUCAUAGCAGGUAGUUGUAGAAGAAAUUUAGUUUCGUUCUCGGUGUAA